Molecule: messenger RNA, 945 nt
Organism: Rotaria sp. Silwood1
Lineage: Eukaryota; Metazoa; Rotifera; Eurotatoria; Philodinida; Philodinidae
Source: the annotation of a GenBank genome assembly
AUGCUAUCACCAUUCUCAUCAACUAAUGACAACAAUGAUUCAAAUAUCAUUGAUUUACUGUAUAAAUUGUGUAGAGAAAAUGAAAUAGAAAAAGUUCGAAGUCUUUUACCAUUUAUUGGCAAUAUAAAUAUUAUAAAUAGAAUUGAAAAUUCAACUGGUUCCACAUGUUUACAUGUCGCAUGUUAUUAUGGUCAUCGAGAAAUGGUAGAAAUGUUAUUGGAAUAUGGAGCUGUACAUUCCAUAAGAAAUAUACGAUAUAAUUUAACACCUUAUGAGGAAGCUCAAACAGAUGAUAUAAAACAAUUGAUUUUAGAACAUCAAAAAUUAUUUUCAAAUAAUGACUAUGAUUAUAUUGAAUGGUCAGUAGUAGGCGAUGAUCUUCUUGGAAAACGACGUGAAUUUCGUCAAGCUAUCGAUGUGUACAAAACUUAUGAUAAUCAUCAUUUAAUAUCAAAACUAUUAGCUGAAGUUAUUCAUUACUAUUUAAAUGAAUAUCUGGUAAAUCAAAGUAAUGAUACUGGCAAUCCUGAAAAUCAAAUUACUCGUAAACAAAUUGAAACUAUUGAAACAUACUUUAAAGAAGCUAUAGAAAAACAAGAUUAUUUAACAUACUUUGUCAAAGCUUAUACAUUAACAAAUUUUUUUUAUAAAGUAUUAAAUAGAAAUUUAGCUCUAUAUAUAUUAGAAUAUUUCGAUGAAACAAAAAUGUUUUCAUCAAAUUAUCGUCUUGUAAAUUGUCUUGUUCAUAUUGUUACACUCUUAAUUUAUCAUCCAAAUUUACCUCAAUAUCAAUAUCAAGGUGUAUGUUAUCGUGGUAUGAGAAUAACACAAAAUGAUUUAGAUCAAUAUCAAUUAAAUCAACAUAUAUUAAAUCGUGCAUUUCUAUCAACAUCUAUUGAUCGACAAGUAGCUGCGAUGUUUGCUGGUGAAGAUCAACAAUCUUAA